Messenger RNA from Boleophthalmus pectinirostris (great blue-spotted mudskipper), 1856 nucleotides. RefSeq names its product tetraspanin 18b (gene tspan18b). Bases 363 to 1139 code for a protein of 258 amino acids. Gene Ontology annotation, cellular component: membrane. The transcript is spliced from 9 exons. Lineage: Eukaryota; Metazoa; Chordata; Actinopteri; Gobiiformes; Gobiidae. The record is from RefSeq and is a predicted model, not a curated record.
UCUGCGCUCAGUGAGUUCACCAAACUGUUUGCAUACCAGGCUCCCCUUUGCACCGCAUGCUUGUCCAAAUUGGGAACGCAGAUCUCGGAGGAGCGCUGGAAUUUAUGAGUUGGACGCUGCCGGGUACAUUUCUCCUCCUUGGACAUCCCGACUGACAGACGUCUUCUCCUAAUCCUCCAAACUCGACAUUGUUUAAAUCUUUUACGCACGAUUUUGUAGUGAUACUUUCUCGGGGAAUCUGCUUCUUGUCACGGGUUUCCAACACUGAGCUGCGCUUUGAGCUCAUGAGAAAAGGAGAGCCAAACCAGUCUACCAGAGUUGUCCUCUUCACCUGAACAAAGACGUGGCCCUCACAGAUACCCAUGGGGCAGGGAGAGGCUUCAGCGCGGGGGACCACCAUGGAGGGGGACUGCCUCAGCUGCAUCAAGUACCUCAUGUUUGUCUUCAAUUUCCUCAUCUUUCUGGGAGGCUCAUUCCUGCUGGGAGUUGGGGUGUGGGUGCUGGUGGACCCCACAGGAUUCAGGGAAAUUGUAGCAGCCAACCCUCUGCUCUUCACGGGGGUCUACAUCGUCCUGGGCAUGGGGGGCAUGCUCUUCCUGCUGGGCUUCCUGGGCUGCUGUGGAGCCAUCAAAGAAAACAAGUGUCUGCUGCUCUUUUUCUUCAUGCUCAUCCUCCUCAUCUUCUUAGCAGAGCUGGCAGCCGCCAUCUUGGCCUUCAUUUUCCGGGAACAUCUGACCAGAGAGUACUUCACCAAGGAGCUGAAGAGGCACUAUCAGGGCGUCAACAACACGGACGUCUUCACUUCUACAUGGAACGCCAUCAUGACCACGUUUGACUGCUGCGGAGUGAACAGCCCUGAGGAUUUUAAGGACAGUCUUUUCCGCCGCAUCAACCCGGAUCAUGUGGUGCCCGAGGCCUGCUGCCAGCGCGCCAAUCAGGCCGGAGAGCUCGCCUACAUCAGCCAGGAGCAGUGCCUGUCGGGAAAUAUGAUGUUCCGCAAUAAUAAGGGCUGUUACUCCGCUGUGGUCGACUACUUUGAACUUUACAUCUACGUGGCUGGAGCACUGGCUAUUGUGGUGCUGACCAUUGAGCUUUUCGCCAUGGUCUUCGCAAUGUGUCUCUUCAGGGGAAUCCAGUAGAGCUACGCCAUAUGUGAACUUCUUUUUAAAAAGGGAAUUCAGGAGUCAAACUAAAAAAAAAGAACAAAACACAAAAAAACAAGCGGACAUUUGUAAAGUUGUCAUUCUUUUUGUAUUGGCUUAUGUAACGUCAAACCACUCUAGUACUUCACAGCUGGACUUUUGAGGUACUAGACCACAUAACGCACGCACCCAAAGCAUAGCGUGAUACUGAUUUAAAGAUUGUGUGAUGAUGAGUAAUUAGGACCAGGUCUGUAGUAGACUGGGUUUGGACCAGACCUGAGCAGGCACUGCACUGACUUUUGGAUGAAGAAUAUUUAUAUUAAGUAAAGUUGGCUUAAUUGUGUAAAAAUGUGUUCUAUGUACACUUUGUUAGGCUGUUUCCCCUUUUUUCAUACUACUUACUGUAACACUCCCCUUAACAUGCCUUUUACAGCCACUCUUCUUCAAUGCUGUAUUAUAUAUAUAAGCUGUGUGUGUGAAUGGGACCGAAUGUAUGUAUGUGUAAAUAUUGAAUGCUCUAUUUGAAUGUGUAUUAUGGUAAUGAAUGAGCAUGUGAUCGUGUAAGCCCCUUUGAGCUCAAGUCUCUUUUCUAUUUGUUCGGUGAUGUUUAUUGCAAUAGUGGUUUUGCUCUGUGGUUUUAGAUGGUGAAAUGUAUGUGUAUGCAUUUGUACUAGACUAAUGAAAAGUCAAUGACAUAAAUGGCAUUUGAAACGA